Messenger RNA from Seriola aureovittata, 3844 nucleotides. RefSeq names its product lethal(3)malignant brain tumor-like protein 4. The transcript has 18 exons. Gene Ontology annotation, biological process: regulation of DNA-templated transcription. Lineage: Eukaryota; Metazoa; Chordata; Actinopteri; Carangiformes; Carangidae. The coding region runs from base 118 to 2172 and encodes 684 amino acids. Gene Ontology annotation, molecular function: protein binding; zinc ion binding. The record is from RefSeq and is a predicted model, not a curated record. Gene Ontology annotation, cellular component: nucleus.
ACCCCCGCCAGUCCUCUGGAUGCGCAUGCGCAGUGACCUCUCAGUAUUUCCGUGUAGUGGAGCUGUCACCAGUCUGAGGCGGAACACCACACACGAAAAGAACCAAAGAAGAAGAAGAUGAAGAACAAAGUCAGCAGCACUCAAGUGAGUGUAAAGCGAUGGUCCUGGUCCUGGCAGCAGUACCUGAAUGAACAGAAAGCUGAAGCUGCUCCAAUGACACUCUUUACACAGUCCCAGUCCUUUCCCAGUAGGAGAACUGCUUUUAAAGUUGGGAUGAAGCUGGAAGGCGUCGACCCACUGCACCCCUCCAUGUUCUGCGUGCUGACGGUUGCCGAGGUGAUCGGAUAUCGGCUGCGUCUCCAUAUUGAUGGCUACUCAGAGUGCUAUGACUUCUGGGUAAACGCUGACUCAGCAGACAUCAGACCGGCAGGCUGGUGUAGAGACCACAACCACAAGCUCCACCCACCUAAAGGUCAAAGUGAGACACAGUUUGAAUGGCAGCUCUACCUUCAGUCCACAGGCUCUGAUGCGGCGCCUCCAUCCCUGUUCACCUGUCGCACUACAGGCUGUGGAUUCAGGCUGGGGAUGAAGAUGGAGGCUGUCGACAAGAAGAACCCCGGACUUGUCUGCGUCGCCUCCGUCGCCGAUGUCAUCGAAGAUCAUUUCCUUGUUCACUUUGACAACUGGGACGACACGUACGACUACUGGUGUGACAGCAGCAGUCCGUACAUCCAUCCUGUCGGCUGGUGCGAAGAACAGGGACGACCUCUGACCGCCCCCCAGGGUCAUCCAAACCCAGAGAACUUCCUGUGGGAAGAAUACCUGCAGGAAACCGGUUCCACUGCUGCUCCCAGUUCAGCCUUCACACUGAGAGCUCCACAUGGUUUCCAGGUGAACCACAGGCUGGAGGCCGUCGACAGGAGGAACCCCAUGUUGAUCCGCGUUGCCACAGUAACAGAUACAGAAGACUACAGGGUGAAGGUUCAUUAUGACGGCUGGUCACAGCAGUUUGACGUCUGGUGUGACAGCGACCUCUGUGACCUUCAUCCUGUCGGCUGGUGUCAACGCACAGGACACCCACUGGAACCUCCCCCAGGUCAGACAAACAGGUCAGAGAGAGACAGAUUGGACAGACAGGUCAGAGAGAGAGAGGGACACAUCGGACAGACAGGUUCCUCCCCCCUCUCCUCUCCCUCUCAGGGUGUAUGUCCCACUCCAGGCUGCAGAGGAGUCGGACACAUCAAAGGAGCCAAAUACACCGGACACCACAGUGCCUUUGGCUGUCCAUACUCAGAUAUUAAUAUGCGUAAGGAGGUGGUGCUCCCUGAUAGGCUAGGAGGAGAGAGAGUGGUCACCCUCGUACCUGUCACCGUGCAUCAGUCAGACAGGAGAGGUAUUCAGCUGAAGACGGAGCCGAGAGACGAGACUCUGCUGCUUCCACUGGGGAAGAGAAGAAGACUGACAGACAGACUGUCUCAGCCAACCAAAUUCCUCUGUGUGAAACAGGAAGUGGAGGAGCUUCACCUGAGACCCCUGGGACCAGCAGAGUCCAGCCUGCAGGCUGCCCUCCACCAGUCUGUCUUCCUGUCGGCCAUGUCGGCGCAGCCCGGCCGAGACCUGUCGCUCUGCUGGGAGCAACACCGCAAACUGCUGCCGGGGGUCGCAGGGGUACACGCCGAGACUGUCCAACACUGGAGUGUCCAACAGGUAUCAGAUUUCAUUGAGUCUCUCCCCGGAUGUGAGGAACAGGCGAAGCAGUUCAGAGAUGAGCAAAUUGAUGGGCGAGCCCUCCUCCUUCUCACCCAGCGGGACAUUGUGAGGAUUAUGUCAAUCAAACUUGGUCCUGCCCUCAAGAUUUACAACUCCAUCCUGAUGUUCAAACAUGCCGAGGACAGUAGCCAAUCAGACGCUGAGAAUAGGAGCCAAUUACAUUCUGAGGACAGUAACCAAUCACACACUGAGGACAGGAACCAAUCAAACCUCGAGGACAGGAGCAAAUCGCACGGUGAGGACACACGCCAAUCACACGAUGAGGACAGGAGCCAAUCACACGAUGACGAUGGAAACCAAUCACAUGCUGAGGACAAGAGUCAAUCACGCGAUGAGGAUGGGAACCAAUCACAUGCUGAGGACAGGCAUGAGUCACAUGCCACUGACACCUGCAGCUCAUGACUGAGACAAUCCAGAAACACCUACUUGUAAACUCCACCCCCAUGUCAGAAGGCCCUCCCCCAAUCUAAGGGAAUGUUUUCCAUCCAAUCAUUAAUCAAAUUUAACUUUAUGAUGUCACAACAAUGAUCUCAGGUGUGUUUCUGUCUGCAUGUAGAAGUCAGUCGUGAUGUUCAUCAUGGAAAAAACAUCACUGAGAACACCUGAGCUCCAUUUCAGGCUGCAUCUCUCAAAUGAGGUGGAGCCUGAAAUGGAGCUCACCAAACCAGUGGAGCUCACCUGAACUCAACAAAGCAGAUGCAGUGUGCAAUGGAUUCUGGUAUGGUGAGGUCUAACAGAGACCUCUGCUGUGAUGAUGCGUUUGGACUGGACAGGUUGGCCAGGGGGACGUAGGCAGAGCCUGAAAUGGGACGUUUCCUUAGUGAUGUUAGUACUUACACUGAUGAUAAACAAACAAAAACAGCUGCACCUGAAAACAAAAAGUUUUUUACAAAGUUGAUAAAAUGUUAUUGAAUUUUUUUUAAUCUCUUGAAUCAUCUUUGCUGCGAGCUAAUUGGCUGAAAUGUUAAACAGCACAGUCCAUAAAAAGUCAUAAAGUUUUAAGAUCCAAUUUGUCAGUUUUACAUUUUAUAAAUUCUCACAUGACUCUGAGAACUUUAUUAAUCAUUCAGAGAGAUGUUUUUCUGUGUUUGUCUUUCUUCAGAUGUAUUUUUAUAAACUUCUUUAUAUUCACAAGUGACUCUUAAUUCCUGUCAAUAAAACGACACAAGUACAUUAAUAAAAUGUCAGUGAAAGCAGGACGCAUGGACAGAUCCACAUUCACCAAAGAUUCUGCUUGUAAUUAUGAAAAAUUCAUAACUGCAAGAGAAGAUUUUGUCAAAUCAAAGAGGAAGAUUUCUUCUCAUGAUGUGAAAACACUGAUAACAUUUUGUAAUUUCACCAUUAUGAAAAAGAUCUUUGAUUCCAAGAUUUUCUAACCACAACAAACAAGAAAAUUAUGAGACAUUUUAUAACUGUGAUGAAAAGUUUUAAAAUGACAUAUUAAAAAAAAAAGUAAAAGUCUAUUAAUUUCCAUAAAAAGUGUCAAUCAAAAGCACAAGAAUAUUUAAUACAUAAAACAUAUAAGUGUCAUGAAUUCAGAUGUGAUAAUUUCUCUUUGGUGAAUAUUCUGUGACUAUCAAAGUUUGAUUUUGUUUUUAUGAAUUUCUGUGAAAUUACCACAGGAUGACAUCACACUGUGGCUCCGCCCCCACUGAAGUCUUUGAGGAUUUAAUAUUUCAGACCUGCCAGGUGAACGCCCCUUCAGGUUUUAACCAUAAACAGUGACGUCAUAAGUCCCGCCCCUUCUGCUGUGGUUGUACAUUAGUUUUAUAUUUAUAAUUUUAUUCUUGUGUUCUGAAGAGUAUCUAUUGUUAUCUACUGUAUCUAUAAAAGUUUAUUUUAAAGUUAAAUUAAAAAUCUAUAUUUGUAGUGUACUCAGACAGUCUGACAGGAAUUGGACACCUCCUCCUCUGGGAUGUCACUGCAAGGGGCGGGGCAUAUGUUUCCCUCAGGUUUCCACGGUAACAGCUGAUGAAUUUAAGCCUCCAGAUCGUUUUAAUGUUUUCAACAACCUGCUGAUAUUUAUAUGAACUUUGCUUCUGUCAGUGUUUGAUAAGAUCAAUAAAGUUUCUGA